UGUCCACCGGAAGUAAAUAGAAGAGGUCACCGCGUUGUUAAAGAUGCGUUGUUAGUGUGCGACGUCCUUCAAAGCCGCGCAAGCCGACACUUUUUGCACUGAAACUAAUUGUUCUUUACAUUUUUGUGUGAGGGGAAUUUCUAACCCGCGUCAAUAAAAGCAGCGUAGCAAGCUGCUAAGAAAGAGACAAAGCGGAAGUGAUCGCCAGGUCGCCAAGUGUGAGUUUAAAGUGUGAAAAUGUGCAAAGUAGAAAUGCUGAGAGUGUUGGUGAAGCAGCGACUAACUGCUGCUGUGGAAGAAAUAUUUGUAGUGUUAGAAAGAACCAUAGCAGAAUACGAGGAGGAACUUUCUAGAAGAAAAGAGGAGAACGAGCGACAACGUCAACUACUGGACGCUCUUUUCAACAAACAUCAACAAACAGGGGUCAGUGGAGAGCAUCUCGCUCCUGAGCAGCCGGCGUGGGGCUUCACGGUGAAUCGGGAGGAAACGCGGCCCCCCCACAUCAAAGAGGAGAAUCUUGAAAGAUCGGAGGAGUUCUCGGCGAGCGGUGUCAUGGUGAAGAGUGAAGAAGACGAGGUGAAAGGUGAAAGUGAGGAGAAGAGCAGCAGCUGGACUCGAAAGACGACAAGAGAAGGUGAUGGCGGAGGAUCAGAAGCAGACUUCGCUCCACGGUCAGACAGCGACGAGACGACGUCUCACUCUGAUGACGAUGAUGAAGCUGCUCACGCCGACAACUCCCGCUUUAAAUGUUCCUUCUGUGACAAAACCUUUUAUGACGGCAGCACUCUGAAAAGACACGCCAGGAUACACACCGGAGAGAAACCCUUCGUGUGCUCAGUUUGCGCUCAAGGGUUCACCAGGAAGGACCACUUGAUGGCCCACACGAGAACGCACACCGGCGAGAGACCCUUCUCCUGUCCGCUCUGCCACGCCAGCUUCGGCUUCCAUUCGGCACUUUCCCAACACAUGAAGAUCCACUACGGCGAGAGACACACGUGCGGCCAGUGCGGCAAAGCCUUCAGGACCAAGUCCACCUUGACAAAACACCUGAGGCGUCACGCGCCGGACUCUCUGUUUGUCCGCGGAGAAAGGUUGGCUCGGAAGAGAAACCUGCCGGGGGAGAAGAGCUUUUCCUGCUCCGUCUGCCACGCCGCUUUUUGUUACCGCUCCGGUUUGUGUAAACACAUGCAGAAACACGCUUAGUCGCAUCACAGCUGAGAGGAGGGGAUCCUUAAUGAUGCAGAGACCCUAUUCCUGCAUCCGCUGAUGAAGAUCUUAGUUUAGUCUUUAUUUGAAGGGACAAGGCACAGAAACAUUAGGCUCAAAGACAGAUAGGUUCUUUACCAUUGUGUUUUGUCUUUUUGAUGCUGUAAAAUAACAUUUUACAUUUUACUUUACAAUUUUGCCACCAUAUAUUGUUUUUUUUUUAACUGCAAAAUCUACAUAAAAUAGAGUACUCAGGAGGCAACUUAUAUAAUAUUCACUGUUAGGGUCAACGUGGCCCUCAAUGAAAACAAGUUUCGACGCCCCAGUUUUAGACUUUCAAUAUUGUGUUGGAAGGCUGAUGUUGAUGAGCAAUAACAUUUGCUUUUAAAAUACUAAAGACAUUUGAAAAAGGCAGCAAAACUUUUUGCUCUC
Molecule: messenger RNA, 1638 nt
Organism: Nerophis ophidion (straightnose pipefish)
Lineage: Eukaryota; Metazoa; Chordata; Actinopteri; Syngnathiformes; Syngnathidae
Product: zinc finger and SCAN domain-containing protein 12-like
Exons: 2
Coding region: 238-1203 (321 amino acids)
Biological process (GO): regulation of transcription by RNA polymerase II
Molecular function (GO): DNA-binding transcription factor activity; RNA polymerase II cis-regulatory region sequence-specific DNA binding
Source: RefSeq, a predicted model, not a curated record